Ananas comosus (pineapple) is the source of this 2964-nucleotide messenger RNA. RefSeq lists its product as uncharacterized. The transcript has 12 exons. Bases 394 to 2664 code for a protein of 756 amino acids. Gene Ontology annotation, biological process: DNA-templated DNA replication; DNA repair. Gene Ontology annotation, molecular function: DNA clamp loader activity; DNA binding. The record is from RefSeq and is a predicted model, not a curated record. NCBI's taxonomy places the organism in Eukaryota, Viridiplantae, Streptophyta, Magnoliopsida, Poales, Bromeliaceae. Gene Ontology annotation, cellular component: DNA replication factor C complex; nucleus.
UCCUUUUCUCUUAACCUCGUUCGUUAAUGGCGAUGCCGAGGCGACGAAGACGACGACAAAGUAGAGAGAGAGAGAGAGAGAGAGAGAGAGAGAGAGAGAGUGCGAGGGUUCCUAGAAGGAGACGUCCCUUUCGCCUCCUCUUAGGGUUCGUAACCCCAGCUGGGGGGGUGAGGAAGGGGACGAAAAUGGCGCUCUCGUGCGGUGCGGAUCCUUCGAUCCCGUCCCCUCCUUCUUAUACGCCUCCUCCUCCACUCCGCGGUCUUGGAUCUCUCCCAAACCCUGAAAGGGAGGCCGAAUUCGGGGUCGAUUCGCUGGAUCCGCGUCCUUGGUGCGGAAACCCUAGCAAUUCGGCGGGUCUAGGGUUCUUGAGAAGCAAUCAACCUUAAAUUGUCCAUGCCGCCAAUAAUGGAAUAUACUUCAAGCCACAGUAAGCCUCCUCCCUCUCGCAGAAGAAGCGGCUACGAGCCAUCCGAUACUGAAACAGAAUGGCAGGAAAGCCCUUGGCAUGAAGGACCAUUGACCUCGAACAGGCCUAAAACACCUACAGGCCCUUCGAGGACUAUCAGUCCUUUGAAUAGUAGCAGGAGGCAUUCAUCAAGGGAAGACGCCGCCAGCAUUGGCUCAUCUAAGGUUCCAAGAGCUAGUCCAAUUGCUCGAAGACAUAGCAGAUCUCCUUUUAAGGGUGCUAGUGUUGGUAAUAAUGAGAGGAAAAGUGUUUCUCCAUACAAGGGCAGAAUAGAGGAUUUGAAUUAUGAGAAUGAUGGGCUUAGCAAUUUCCUGCAUAAAAGGAGCCAGAGAACGCCUCCGAAAUUCCGUAGUUCUGUGCAAAAUGAUUCUUACUCACAGUUUGAAGUUUCAAGGGGCAGUGAGAGGUCAAAGAACAAUCGUAAUAGGUCGAUCUCUGCUCCCAGACCUAGAUCAAGAGAAAGUCAUGAACUAAUUACUGUUCCUUCAACUCAUACCAUGGAUCAAGUUCCGUUCUCAUUAACAAAUAACAAUGCAACUGCGAGAGAUCCUUCUCCAAAUAAGAUGCAUGAUUCAGCAGGAAAUGAUAAACUACCUAAAUCUUUAGCAUACAAUGCCUACUCGUAUAUGAGCACAGAUAUCUCCCAAGGGGAUAUCUUCUUUUCUCGUGAUUGUACAGUUCAGCAGAAAGUUUCUGUUGGUUAUAAUGGUGAUAAAGCCUGUGAUAAAGAGAUGAAGGUGGUUUCAGAAAGCUCUGUUGCCCAUAAUGAAAAUAGAGGGUUUGGUGGUUCAGGUCAAGUUCCUAAGGCCGUUUCGAUUAGCACAGUACUAUCACAAACAAACACAAGUUCUAAUCCUUCGCUUAGUCGGUUGAGCAGCAGCAAGACGAACACUAGCUCCAAUUUCCAUAGAGGCAGGCUGGGUAGUGAUAGUGCUAAGUAUAGUGAUAGCAGUGGAAAAGUAAGCAUAGGUUUCGUUAAAUUUACACUCAACAGACAGAAAGGUCAAAAAGAUAUAUGGCUCUCGUGUAUAAAGAGAGGCCCCUGCAGGAGACCUAAGUCACCGGAAAAUAGAGCGGUGGAUGAGGCUUCUUUUAUUAACAAGGCAUUUGUGGUGGAGAAACUGAGGCCGUUUUGGGCCGAAAAGUAUAGACCCCGAACAUUAAAUGGGUUCAUUUGUCACAGACUGCAAGUGCAGCAACUCAAACAAUUGGUAUCCCAUGACGGCUGUCCACAUAUUCUGUUCAAGGGGCCUCCUGGAUCAGGAAAGAAAUCAUUGUGUAUGGCCUUACUACAGGAGAUCUUUGGUGACUCUUCUUUAAAAGUAACUCAUGAUUUAAGACGUUUCCGUAUUCAGGAAUCUCAACCAGCACAAAUUGUUGUUCCAUUAACUUCAAGUCCUCACCAUGUGGAACUUAAUCUGAGGUCUCAAGUAAAGAAUGCUCGGCAUGCUUUAAUGGCUAUUGCCAAGGAAAUAGCUGGCAAUCAUACAGAGGCUCUCGAUGAUCCAAGUUUCAAGAUGGAUUAUAAAGUGAUUGUUCUCUAUGAUGUCGACAAAGCGACAGAAAAUGUUCAACAUCUGAUAAAAUGGGUAAUGGAUUGCUACGCUGAUGCAUGCAAGAUCAUAUUAUGUUGUGAGGAUGAGGCCGAUCUCCUUGAACCCGUAAAAAGUCGUUGCAAAGUUGUUACUGUUGAUGCUCCUGGUGUUGAUGAGAUUACAGACAUUCUAAUUCACAUAGCGCGGAGAGAAAAGUUUGAACUCUCUGGGAGGUUCGCUGCUGCUAUUGCAACUAAAUCGAAGCAAAACUUGAGGGAGGCAAUUAUGGCCCUUGAGGCGUGCAAAGCUCAUAAGUACCCUUUUGUUGAUGAGCAACCGAUACCAUUUGGUUGGGAAGAGGUUCUGAUAGAACUUGCAGCAGAUAUUCUUACCGACCCUUCUCCUGAAAGGUUAACGUUAACGCGCGGAAAGUUUCAGAAGCUGCUAAUGGAAUUUGUUCAUCCCAAAUUGAUUCUCCAGAAGCUCGUGGAACAGUUUCUUAAGGGAAUCGAAGCUGGGAUUAAGAGGGAGCUUUAUUAUUGGCAUGCUUACUAUGAUAAGCGAUUGCCCACUGGAGCAAGCGCCCUGCUGAAAUUAGAAGAAUUUGUCGCCAAGUUCAUGAGCAUACAUCGGAAGAACUUCCCCGGAUCUCUCUAUGGAUAGCGAGCCGAACAGUUUCAAAGAAGAAUUCAGCAACCGCUACAUCGCUUGCAUUCAUAGUUUUCCGAAAACGAAUCCGAAGUAAGAAAUCAUAACUUUCACCUUGUACAAGUCUCCUUUUCGCAGGACUUCGAUAUUUGCUAAUAAUGUUCUCUAUAGAGUAUACAUACCAGUAUAAGAAUUUGUAUAGUGUAACUAUCCAUACAACAAAGUUGAAGAAAUUUUAGGGACAUUACCAUAUGUUUUCAUAUCAGUUAUCUCCUCUCAUGGUUUGUGUAAUCACAUCAUUCUCUGGUUUUUUUU